AUGAGGACCAAGGUAACUACCACCGCCGCCCACCAGCCCCAUCUAUUGAAGAAAGAGUUGAGAGAGUCGAGAAUGCGUACCAACAAAUAUUAUGACCAGACGUUUACACAAUCGUUCCCCAGCCCAACACGGAGUCGUGGGGUAGAGGUAAGUAAAUCCCCGAGCAGUCCCAAUGGGGAACUGCUUUAUCUCAAUUACUUGGAUUACCUUCUGGAAAUCGGUCAUAGGCAUAUUUGAACAGCCUCUCUGAGU
Molecule: messenger RNA, 252 nt
Organism: Laccaria bicolor S238N-H82
Lineage: Eukaryota; Fungi; Basidiomycota; Agaricomycetes; Agaricales; Hydnangiaceae
Exons: 1
Coding region: 1-237 (78 amino acids)
Source: RefSeq, a predicted model, not a curated record